AUGGAAAGCCCCACAACCCCCGAACAACUCAAGGUCCUACUCCACCGCCUCCAAGAGCACUGCGACGAAAUCUUUUACGUCGGUGUCAAGAUCGCUGAUCUCAACGAGUGGUUUGACGAGCACUACUCUAUGCAAACCGAGAAGGUCAGGUCCUUCUUGAACUUUCUCAGGCGUGAAAAGCGCGUGCUGCAGGCUCGACUCGAGGCUGUCGAAGACAAGAGAAUGGCUGUUCUUGAUGAGAUCUAUACACUGUGCCCGGGGGUGACAAUCACAGAUAGUGAUGGCGUGAGAGAGAACAUGUAUCGGGAGCGCGAGAGGAACCGCGAUCCUGUGCUUAUGGAGGGGUGGGGGCAGAUGAGGGGUGUGCCCGUGAGGGACGAAGACUUGACUGGAUUUUGGGCUUCAAUGUGGGCGUUUGGGGAGCACUAUGCGUAG
Morchella sextelata is the source of this 435-nucleotide messenger RNA. RefSeq lists its product as uncharacterized. The record is from RefSeq and is a predicted model, not a curated record. NCBI's taxonomy places the organism in Eukaryota, Fungi, Ascomycota, Pezizomycetes, Pezizales, Morchellaceae. The coding region runs from base 1 to 435 and encodes 144 amino acids. The transcript has a single exon.